Molecule: messenger RNA, 524 nt
Organism: Vanessa tameamea
Lineage: Eukaryota; Metazoa; Arthropoda; Insecta; Lepidoptera; Nymphalidae
Exons: 5
Coding region: 45-524 (159 amino acids)
Source: RefSeq, a predicted model, not a curated record
CCUCGGUGUUCGGUGCUUAGUUAGGGCUCUCUUCAAAUACAAACAUGGGACUGCCGCAGUUAGAGAAUUGUUGCUUCGUUUUGGAUCUGAAGACUGGUAACAUUGUUAUGGGGAGCUUAAAUGCGCUAUUAUCGUUCACAAUGUUCGUGAUCAUGAUCGUGGUUGCCAGCACUUUAGAACCCAUCAAAUAUGCUGCUGAAGAGGAAAGGGACCUAAACGCUGAGGCUGCGGCUACGGGCUUAUAUGUCAUGUCAAUCAUAUUAGUACUGAUGUUUUUUGCCAAGUUCUGCUUUGACAUUUUCUUCGUGUACGGAGUUGUUAUGGAGCGUGCCAACAUCAUUAGAGCUUACUUCAUCAUGUGGGUGGUGUUCUUGCUUCUUUCGAUUUUCACGUUUUUCCUGAAUGCCUCGGGUUACGGUGCUGGAACAAUCUGCAUGGAAGUAUUCUACAUAGGUCUCAAUAUCUACGCCAUCUUGCUGAGUCAUAGUUUUUACAAAUUACUUAACACAAGAGAAGAGGUAUAA